AUGAAUACAGACGAAAAGGAAAUAGAGCUGGAAAGCACUAUACUUGCACCAGAAAACAAGGUGUCAUCACAGCAAAAGAUAGUAUCAUUAUUUAGUGAAAGCAAUUCUGACGUCGUCUUAAAAUGUCAAACAAGUCAUUACGUUUCCUUUCCUUCAAUGAUGCGAUCUAUUGUCGAAGCGGGUAUCCAAAAGUGUGAGUAUCCCCUAAUUAAGAUGAUUGGUCUUUCAAUAAUGGGUGGAAUGUUAUUAUCAGUUGGGGGAUUGAUGUCUAUUAAUAUAGGUAACGCUCUGCCAAGUUCUGAAUUGGGAAUUUCUAAAUUUGUGUUUGGAGCAUGUUUUAGUAUCGGACUUAUUCUCGUCGUAUUCACACAGAGUGAACUCUUCACUUCCAAUUGCGCCACUUUAAUUCCAACAUUAUUGGAAAGGAAAAUUAAGUGGUAUUUUGUUAUUAAAUCACUUAUAACAACCUAUUUUGGGAACUUAAUUGGUUCAAUUUUUGUCGCUGUUAUGUUUGGGAAAGUACUUGGCAGUUUUGAUAAUAAACUUUACAUUGAGGCUCUAAUCAAAAUCGGAGAAGCAAAAGUUCAACUUGAUUUUGGUAGAGCAAUUUUGAGUGGAAUUGGUUGUAACUGGGUGGUUUGUACUGCAGUUAUUUUGAGCUUUUCAUCAAAAGAUGUAAUUGGAAAGGUUGCAAUUUUAAGUAUUUUUGUAAUGACGUUUGUUUCACUUGGGUUUGAACAUAGUGUUGCAAAUAUGUUCUUUUUGCCAUUGGCCCAAAUGUAUGGAGCAAAGAUAAAUAUGUUACAGAUAGUCUGGUGUAAUUUAAUACCAGUUUCUUUUGGCAAUAUUAUCGGUGGAAUUGUAUUUGUUGGAAUUCCUUUUUGGUAUCUCCACAUUUCUACUAUUUAUCGUAUACCUUUUAUUGAUCCAUAA
Entamoeba invadens IP1 is the source of this 933-nucleotide messenger RNA. RefSeq lists its product as hypothetical. Gene Ontology annotation, molecular function: high-affinity secondary active nitrite transmembrane transporter activity. Gene Ontology annotation, cellular component: membrane. The transcript has a single exon. Bases 1 to 933 code for a protein of 310 amino acids. The record is from RefSeq and is a predicted model, not a curated record. Gene Ontology annotation, biological process: transmembrane transport; nitrite transport. NCBI's taxonomy places the organism in Eukaryota, Evosea, Mastigamoebida, Endamoebidae.